Tauraco erythrolophus (red-crested turaco) is the source of this 1803-nucleotide messenger RNA. It is a transcript of the gene LINGO3, whose product is annotated as leucine rich repeat and Ig domain containing 3. The record is from RefSeq and is a predicted model, not a curated record. Gene Ontology annotation, molecular function: protein binding. Gene Ontology annotation, cellular component: plasma membrane. Lineage: Eukaryota; Metazoa; Chordata; Aves; Musophagiformes; Musophagidae.
AUGCUCUACACAAUGACAUGUUGGCUCCCAGUCCUGCUCCUCCAGCUGGUCCUCCUGAGCCCGCCGCGGGCAGCAGCCUGCCCUGCCCGCUGCGAGUGUGCCCCGCAGAUCAAGUCAGUGGUGUGUCACCGCAAGCGGCUCACCUCCAUCCCCGAGGGCAUCCCCACCGAGACCAGGAUCCUGGAGCUCAACAAGAACCGCAUCCGCUGCCUGAACCCGGGGGACCUCUCCCCGUACCCGCUGCUGGAGGAGCUGGAUUUCAGCGAGAACAUCAUCUCCAAUGUGGAGCCGGGCGCCUUCAGCAACCUGUUCAACCUGCAGACCCUGCGGCUGCGGGGGAACCAGCUCAAGCUCAUCCCCCCUGGGGUCUUCACCAAACUGACCAACCUCACCCUCCUGGACAUCAGCGAGAACAAACUCGUCAUCCUGCUGGACUACAUGUUCCAGGACCUGCGGAACCUGAAGAGCCUGGAGGUGGGCGAUAAUGACUUGGUGUACAUCUCCCAACGGGCCUUCUCGGGGCUGCUUGGCCUGGAGCAGUUGACCAUCGAGAAGUGCAACCUGACCUCCAUCUCGGCCGAGUCGCUCUCCUACCUCCAGAACCUGGAGGUGCUGCGGCUCCGGCACCUCAGCAUCUCUGCGCUGGAGGACCAAAACUUCAAGAAGCUCUACAACCUCCUGCAGCUGGAGAUCGACAACUGGCCGCUGCUGGAAGACGUCUCGCCCACCAGCUUCCAGGGCCUGAACCUCACCUCACUCUCCAUCACCUACACCAACAUCACAGCCGUGCCCGCUGCUGCCUUGAGGAACCUGGUGUACCUCCGGUACCUCAACCUGUCCUACAACCCCAUUAGCACUGUGCUGAAGGGCUCCUUUAAAGACCUCAUCCGCCUCCAGGAGCUCCACAUCGUGGGCGCUCUCUUGGUGUCCGUGGAGCCGCAGGCUUUCUCCGGCCUGAGACAAAUCCGGCUGCUCAACCUCUCCAGCAACUUUCUCUCCACGCUGGAGGAGAGCACCUUCCACUCCGUCAACACGUUGGAGACGCUGCGGGUGGACAGGAACCCCAAACUCCUCUGCAUCCUGCAGCGACGGAAGACGCUCAACUUCGACGGGCAGCAGCCCAUGUGCUCCUCGCCGCCCGAAAUCCAGGGCAACGCCCUGCGCGACUUCCCGGACUCCGUGCUCUUCGAGUACUUCACCUGCCAGAAGCCCAAGAUAAAGGAUCGGAAGCUGCAGCACGUGACGGCCCGGGAAGGGCAAUCCGUGUCCUUCCUUUGCCGAGCGGAUGGGGAGCCGGACCCCUCCAUCGCCUGGGUGUCCCCCCAGCACCGCAUGAUCACCACCCGCAGCACGGGGCGGGCAACCGUGCUGCCCGGGGGCACGCUGGAGAUCCGCUUCGCCCAGGUGCAGGACAGCGGCACCUACAUCUGCAUCGCCAGCAACGCGGGAGGCAACGACACCUACUUCGCCACCCUGACGGUCAAGGGGCGGCCGGCCGACGGCUCCCACUAUGCCAACCGGACUUUGUACCUCAGCGAGUUCAACGACACCUCCCACAACGACACACAGGUCUUCUUGAAGUUUACGUUGGACCUCAAGACCAUCCUGGUCUCCACGGCCAUGGGCUGCAUCACCUUCCUGGGCGUGGUGCUCUUCUGCUUCCUCCUCCUCUUCGUCUGGAGCCGGGGCCGAGGGCAGCACAAGAACAACUUCUCAGUGGAGUACUCCUUCCGCAAGGUGGAUGGUCCUACCACCACCACUGGCCAAGGAGGAGCCAGGAAGUUCAACAUGAAGAUGAUCUGA